This is a messenger RNA of Fonsecaea erecta, 2535 nucleotides long. RefSeq lists its product as hypothetical. Gene Ontology annotation, cellular component: nucleus. Gene Ontology annotation, molecular function: RNA helicase activity; ATP binding; nucleic acid binding. The transcript has a single exon. NCBI's taxonomy places the organism in Eukaryota, Fungi, Ascomycota, Eurotiomycetes, Chaetothyriales, Herpotrichiellaceae. Gene Ontology annotation, biological process: ribosome biogenesis. Bases 1 to 2535 code for a protein of 844 amino acids. The record is from RefSeq and is a predicted model, not a curated record.
AUGGCCGACGAUGGCAUGUUUUUGAACUUCUCCGUCGACGAGAACCUUGUCUCUGCCGUUGCCAAUAAGACUCAGAAGUUCAGAGGUGGGUCGUGGAGAGACCGACUGAGAGCGAAGAGGUCGGCGCAGAGAGGGGAAAGAGGCGGAAGCCAGCAGAGAAGACACGAUGCAAACACGGUCCCUAUAGACCAAGACCGCUUUGAGGGCCGAAGAAAUACACAUACGCACGGGAGUCAAUCCGGUGAAUUCCCAGUCACUCGACCGGCCAAGAGGAGACGUGAAAAUGGACAUGUGCCCGACUCAACACAAGUUCAACAUGGCCCGCAGAAACGAAGUCAUGAGCAGAGGCCACCGAUAGCAGGCCCUCGCGAGGUCAUUUCUUCGCUCUUCACCUACAACCCGAAGCCAUCGACCGCUGUGGAGGAGCCCAAGGAGGACAAGGAAGAAGGGAAGCCGACGGUGCCUUCUAACGCCCCUUUGAUCGACGGCAUCGACACCUUUACCUCUCUUGGGCUUUCCCCUACCAUAGCCACGCACCUUUUGACCAAGAUGAACCUCAAAAACCCGACGGCGAUUCAGAAGGCAGCGGUUUCGCAAAUGUUGAAGGACGACAGCGACGCAUUCAUACAGUCGGAGACCGGCUCCGGGAAGACGCUGGCGUAUCUACUCCCUCUGGUGCAGCGAAUCAUGACCAUGUCAGAACAGGUCGCCGAAAAGCACGAAACUCACACACAAGAUUCCUUGGCGUUGCACCGCGACUCAGGUCUAUUCGCCAUCAUUCUGGCCCCGACCCGCGAGCUGUGCAAACAAAUCUCUGUGGUUCUUGAGCGCUUGCUUGGUUGUGCGCACUAUAUCGUCGCCGGCCAUGUAAUUGGUGGCGAAAAGAAGAAAUCCGAGAAAGCCCGCAUGCGAAAGGGUCUGAACAUCCUGGUGGCGACGCCUGGUCGAUUGGUAGACCACCUGGAAAAUACGAAGGCGCUCGAUGUGAGUAACGUCCGCUGGCUGGUCCUGGAUGAGGGGGAUCGGUUGGUGGAUCUGGGGUUCGAAGAGGACAUCACGAAGAUUGUGAAGACUUUGGACCAGAAAAAGAGGCCGAGGGGCAGCAGCAAGUGGCCGGGUCUGCCCGAAAAGCGAACAACGGUGCUUUGUUCGGCGACGCUGAAGAUGAACGUACAGAAGCUGGGGGAGAUCAGUCUGAAAGAUGCCGUCCUGAUUAAGGGUGACUCCGGAGACAGCGACGAACCAGGACAGGGAGAGGGCGCCGGCGACGCGACGGCAAAUGGCAAUGUCACAAGGGAUUCCGCAUUCCUGGCUCCCGCCCAGCUCAAGCAGUCCUAUAUCAUCGCGGCGGCAAAACUCAGGUUUGUGACGCUUACGGCAUUGCUGAAGCGAACUUUUGCACGCAAGGGAUCAGUCAUGAAGGCCAUUGUUUUUGUCUCUUGUGCGGAUUCGGUCGAAUUCCACUUCAAGGCAUUCACGACCGCAUUCGAGGGAGGAGAUUCUUCAGAGGAUAAGGGACCAAGCCGUGAAACUCCUGAGGGAGACUCUGAAACACAAGAUCUUGAAGCUGGGAAACCGUCGCCAACCUCGACGAGUGACCCAUCCGUCUCCGACUCGGUCUUACCGUCUCCUACCUUCUCAUCUUCGCAUAACCAAGUUACACUUUACAAACUGCAUGGAUCUCUCCCUCAGAUCACGCGCACCAACAUCGUCAAACGCUUUGCCGGCACAACAGCGCCAUCUCUAUUGAUUGCCACGGACGUGGCCUCUCGCGGCCUCGACCUACCCAAUCUUGAUCUUGUGAUUGAAUACGACCCGGCAUUCAGCGCUGAAGACCAUUUGCAUCGGAUAGGACGCACCGCUCGUCUGGGACGUGAUGGCAGGGCCAUCAUUUUUCUCCUGCCGGGCAAGGAAGAAGGCUACGUCUCGGUAUUGAAAAGCUCGUACAAGACGGGAUCCGACACCGUGGCGAAUGUCACUUCCAUGUCCGCCGAGGAGGUGCUCAAGAAGGGAUUCACACCGCUCAGCGGCGUUAUCCCGACCAAAAACACAACCCACAAGAGCGAGAAGGGCGCAGAUUGGCAAUCUCGCGCCACGGACCUUCAGCUCUCGCUCGAGCGCUUCAUCUUGUCCUCCCCGCAGAACAAAGACCUGGGCAAGAAAGCGUUCCAAAGCCAUGUGAGGGCUUACGCGACGCACAUCGCCAGCGAGAGAAAGUGGUUCGAUAUCAAGGAGCUGCACCUGGGCCAUCUUUGCAAGAGUUUCGGCUUGAGAGAAACGCCGAGCGGGAUGGGGGUGGGGCGGAACAAGAAGGCUGGGUCGAAAAGGGGACGCAGCGCCAGUGACGGCGGUGGAAUGCGGCAUGGUCGCAGCGAUGGAGAGAGGAACGGCGAACGGGCGAGGACACGCGAUGCCGAUGUCGACAUGGACCAUACCGGCGAUGCCGACGAAGCGGCGCGGAAAAUGAGGGAGAAGAUCCGGAUGAACAGGAAGAUGAUGAUGGGGGGAACCGCGGACGAGUUCAAUAUCGCUUGA